UUCUUCGCCUUGUUUGGAUUCCUGUAUGGAAUAGCUCAGCGGGACAAUAUAGGGUGCGUGAAAUGCUAAAAACAAUGGAACAACUCAGCUCUAAAGAAUAGUCGUGAUUCGCAUUCGAUCUCUCCUUGUAUUAAUCAGGCGCUUAGUUUCCCGAUGGAAUCGUGAAUGGGCACCGUCACUCAGGCCUUUUCUCGUGUUCUUUCACUCCCUUUCCCCAUACACUCACAAGUUAUGGGGAGGUACAAGACUCGAUGAAAUGUUAAAGCAGUGAUGAGGGGAGUCCUUCCUUUCUACGCCCUCACCGCGGAUGCGGUAGGACGCUCCCGCGGCACCAAUUCUAUCAUGUGGCACUUUAUCGGUACAUAUUUCGAUUUCCUAUAUUAUGAUUCGGACCCGCGUCAGGUUUGUUUUUUUGGUACUCGUUCGUAUGAACUAUUUCAAACUGAAUUUGAUAAGUUGUACAACAAAAAAUGCUAACUAAUCCAAAUGGAGCAAGAUAUCGGAGACAAUCGAAGCGCACAUGGAUGAUCGAACACGUUAAAUACCCUAAAGUAACCACUAAUUGACUCUCAGUUUGUUUAAGCCUGACUUUGAGUAAAUUUUAAUAUCUGCAUAGAAAAAAGGCUUGGGUUUAAUGUUUGUGUUUGUGCGUGGCAAAAAAUGCUUCAAGGAAACGCUGCCCUGAACGGCUAAAAAGUCGAAGCGGUGCUAAUAUGGAUCCGCUUGUUAUCCUUUGUUCAUGUUUUGAUGUGCACCUUCAUCA
Messenger RNA from Phytomonas sp. EM1, 763 nucleotides. The record is from the annotation of a GenBank genome assembly. NCBI's taxonomy places the organism in Eukaryota, Euglenozoa, Kinetoplastea, Trypanosomatida, Trypanosomatidae.